Messenger RNA from Rotaria socialis, 1086 nucleotides. The record is from the annotation of a GenBank genome assembly. Lineage: Eukaryota; Metazoa; Rotifera; Eurotatoria; Philodinida; Philodinidae.
AUGGAUUCAAUUUUAAAAACAGCAACAACGAUGCCAAUAAGUAUAUCGACAACAACAUCAUUAACAACGACAGAUUUAUUAUCAACUGAUAUAUAUGAUCCUCGUAUAACACGACCAUUUGCUCUAAUAUGUUUAUUUAUUGGUAGCAUUGGUAAUUCAUUAUCGUUUAUCGUAUUUUCACAAAAGCAGUUACGCGCCUAUUCCACAUUUCGUUAUUUAGCGUAUUUAUCAAUCGUUGAUUUAUUGGUACUUUAUUUAGGUUUAGGACAUCUCAUACUACACGAUUAUUUCCUAUUUGAUAUACGCGAACACAAUUUAUUUUUUUGUAAGUUUCACACAUUUUUAACUUAUGUAACAACGCAUUUAUCAUCAUGGAUAUUAACCAUGGUUUCAAUAGAUCGCGCUAUUGCGUGUACAAUUGUUCACUUAAGGAAACGUUUCAGUAGUCCGAAAUCAGCUGAUCGAAUAUUUAUCGCCAUGUGUCUAAUAAUCUCAUUAGUAAACAGUCAUAUCCUAUUUUUUAUGGGCUUUAAAGAGAGGGAAAUUCUCUCAUCAAAUAGCAACGUUUCAUCAUACAAAGAUAUUAUUGUUUGUACACAUAAUACAUCAACAGCCUAUUUUCAAUUUUUCGAAAAACCUUACAAUAUAAUUGACCUUUUCUCUUAUGUACUUAUUCCAUUUUUAAUUAUGUCGAUUUGUGCUGGCAUCAUAAGUUAUCGUCUAUUUUUUUCAUUAAAUAACGCUACCAUAAAAAUACUAGCUAAUGGUAAAACGCGUCGAGGAACACGUCGUGCAAAACAAAUUUCUUACAUGUUAUUUAUAUUAAAUAUCGUUUUUAUUCUAUUACUUGCGCCGAUUGCUCUAGGACAAAUAUUUGAAGAUCUUAAUCAAGAAUAUCGUUACCGUCUAUUUAAUUCUAUAACUUUAUCACUAUCAUAUUCUAAUCAUGCAUUGAACUUUAUUCUUUAUGGUGUAGCAUCACCCCAAUUUCGAUUAACAUUAAGACAAUUGUUAGGCAUUGUAAAUAAUGACCCAAGUCAAAGACGCAGAUAUACAUUAGGUUUGUAUACGUCAACGCGUUUGUAA